Dunckerocampus dactyliophorus (ringed pipefish) is the source of this 1013-nucleotide messenger RNA. Its product is annotated as jupiter microtubule associated homolog 1-like. The transcript has 5 exons. Gene Ontology annotation, cellular component: nucleus. NCBI's taxonomy places the organism in Eukaryota, Metazoa, Chordata, Actinopteri, Syngnathiformes, Syngnathidae. The record is from RefSeq and is a predicted model, not a curated record. Bases 109 to 624 code for a protein of 171 amino acids.
GGGUGGAGACCACUUCACAGUAUACUGCGGCUCUUCGCAGAGCGCCCUUAUCUAUCCCUGUCUGUUGACUUUUUUGUCACUGCCAACACUUCGAAAUACUCCUCGAAGAUGACGACGACCACCACCUUCCAAGGAGUGGAGCCCGGCGCCAAAAAUAGUUCCAGGGUACUACGACCGCCAGGCGGCGCCUCCAGCUUCUCCUUCGGCACAGACGAAAACACAACCCCGCAGCGCAAGAACAAGAUGGCCUCCAGCAUCUUUGCAGAACCAGAGGACCCCCAUGCUCAUCGGAGGAACAACCCACCAACUGGCGCGGCUGCAGGGACCCUGUGCGGGGAGCCGUCGGCCCCACUGAGACGGUGUCAGCAGCCCAUUCUGUUCCCCAAGAACCCUCAGCCGGAACUGACCACCAUCCACAACUCUGGGGCGGCUAUGGUGUGGACCCAGAGACAAGAGGAUGAGAAUGGCCAAGAACAAGCAAACAAUGAGUGUCCUGACAACGAGGAGGCGGAGCAAAGCGAGCAAGAGACACCACAGCCCUCCGCCCCGUCAGGAAGUGCCAACUCUGCUUCGAGCAACAGAAGAAACCCACCCGGCGGCAAGUCGAGCCUCAUCCUGGGUUGAGACUUUGCUUUUUGAACACUUUUUUUUUUUUUUAUUUUAAUGAUAAAUCCUCCUCCCUCCCCACCACUCUCUUCCUCUCCAUCCGCCUUGUCACCUCUUUGGCCUGUGUACUCCGCGCAGUCAUGUCCUUCCAUUUCAACUUGUCCUUUUAAUCCUUUUUUCUAUUAAAGAACUGAUAAAAAAGCACUUUACGUAUCUCUGUGCCCUCUCCACCCUCCUGUACCCUCCUCCAUCCCACCCGUUUAAGGCCAUCCUGUAGUGCAUCGCGCCUGCUGGGGAAGGCAUGACAUCUAGCUUCGUCUCUCCCAUUUGUCCAUGUUGUAAAUGGUAAAAGGAAAAAAAAAAUGUUGCGUGAAUUUCUAAAUACAAUAAAGAUUGAUAUGAAUUUG